AAAAGGUCAUAAAAUAUUUCUGCUGCUGAAGGGAUGAGGGAAAUAAAUUAAAAACAAAAAAAAAGUUGUGAGAGAGGAGACGUGAGUGAAUAGUGAUGCUUUGGAGCUGAAAGGAGGGGCGAGUGUCACCAAAGGAGGAGAAAAAGGUACAAAUAAUAUAAAAAAGAAGAAGAAGAAAGAAAGAAAAGAAAAAAAACCCUGAUGGAGGGUAAAAGAUGCCCGCGCGCGUCUCCUGCCACCCACCAGAAAUCGAUUGCGUUACAUCCAGAAAUCUCUCCACUUUGACGUAUAAAACGGGACGCAUGGUGUGGACGAGUCGAGUGUGUUCUCCAGAGUCGGACAGGAAUAUACACACACUCAUACACACACACACACACUCAUACACACACACACCAUCGGCCUCCUCCAAUCAGUGCUGAAAAAGCCAUGCAGGCUGAGAAGAGAUGGCACAUAUUGUUGAGUGUAAUUGUUUUGCUCAUCACCUCCAGCCGGUGCAUGGACAGUAGAGAAGCGACACAUGCAGACAGUCAAACUCUGCUGGACCUGCUGCUGCGCGUGAUCAAGGACGGCGAACGGGAAAAGAUCAACACGCGAGAAAAAUCCGCCUACAGCAGGCCUAUAGAGAUCGUCCUGAGAGACAUCAGCAUUAAAGACAGGUUUAUAAAACAUUUCACAGCAGGACCAGUCAAGUUCCCGUCGGAGUGCAAGAUGCAUUUUCAUCGGAUUUACCACAACACACGGGAGUGCAGCAGACCAGCGUUCUAUAAAAGAUGUGCGAGAUUGCUGGUGAGGUUAGCGAUGAGCCCGCUGUGUGCUCAGCCGUAGCAGCGGAGCGACAGAAAAAUCCUGAAGUUACAGAAGAUGGAGCUCUGAGGAAUUUGGGGCAAAUUUAUUUUCCGAGGAAGUGCCUUCCAGUCACACCAGUUAGACCUAGAAAUCAAAAUAUAUUACUGAAAUACUGUCACACUUUAAUUUGCUCAAUCAAUUCAAAAUAUAGUCCGCUUUGAAUUGUAUGUAUUGUUUAACAUCACAGCCAUUUAUUUAUUUAAAUGAUGUGUAAAUAUUCAGUCCUGAUAAUCAGAUAAUAUAUUUAAUGAAAUAUAUUGUUUUGUGUCCCACAGAGUUUUAUAGAUAUUUCUAUAUUCUUCAUCUCAUCCUCAUGAUUGAUUUGUGUUUUGUGUAUAUGAACGUUGCCUCUUUUUUUGUCCAAGUUGCUUACGAUGCUGUGCUUGUGGUGAUGUUUAUUGUGGCACUUAUAGAAAUCAGUUCAAACACUUUAAACAAAGAAAAUCGAUAAUGGAAAUAAUUGCACUGAUGUUUUGAAAAAAUAAAAAAGAUUCAAGCA
This is a messenger RNA of Tachysurus vachellii, 1345 nucleotides long. RefSeq names its product ALK and LTK ligand 1 (gene alkal1). Gene Ontology annotation, biological process: positive regulation of ERK5 cascade; positive regulation of ERK1 and ERK2 cascade. Gene Ontology annotation, molecular function: receptor signaling protein tyrosine kinase activator activity; receptor tyrosine kinase binding. The record is from RefSeq and is a predicted model, not a curated record. The transcript has 6 exons. Bases 427 to 825 code for a protein of 132 amino acids. Lineage: Eukaryota; Metazoa; Chordata; Actinopteri; Siluriformes; Bagridae.